UUUGUUUUCUAUAUGAGAUCGAUCAAUUUGUCUUUACAUGAGGGCAACUGAGUUACCACCCUCAUCUUGUCCUUUAAAAUGUUUUUCACGACUUAAUUGCAGGAGACGUCAGUACGCUUGCAUAGCAAAACAAAGGGGACAUACAGGUCUUAACCAACUGAAGAAAGAAGAAAAUAAGCCACAGAUUCAUCAGCUUGGUUGGUCCACCUACAAGAAGAGCGAGAUCGAGAGAUCCUCAGGAGGUUACAGCGGAAUCAAAACCAGCACCGCAAUUAUGGCGACCUCACAAGAGAUGGAUCAACAACAACAAUCUCCAGUCAGACCAUCAGCGCCGUUGCUUCUGACCACAUCUCCUUCAUCUCUAAGACGAAGCAGCAGUUUGUCUUCUUCAGAGCACCAAACCACGACGACGAAGCCGCUGUGGGCGCCUCUUGAAACUGAUGCUCCCAUUACGUUAGCGUCACAUAAUGAUGAUGAGGCCCACGUUUGCCAACUAUGUAGCUGCUGGUAUGAGACACGGAAAGGUCUGUCCAGUCAUGCCCGCUUUCAUCUACGGCAGCUCGGAAUCCCUGACAACGAGAUCAAGGGCAGCCCCAUUGACUUUCUGUACCAGAUAAUGAACGAGGAGGACCUCAAGUCCGUCAGUAAGGAUCAACAGGAGCCCCGCUCUGGAAACAGUGUACCCGGGACUCCACCUAAACGUCCCUCAAAACCGUCCUCUCCAUACACGUCUCCUGCUUGUAAGCGACCAAAGUCUUCUGAGGAGUGCACAUGUACUCUUUGCGGGGAGAAAUGUAAAAAUCGAAGAGGCCUGGCCAGCCAUGCACGCUCUCACCUGCGUCAGAUCGGGGUGCUGGACUUGCUGGGAAAAGAAGAGUCUGCUAUCGACACUAUUCAGGACCUGGUGAGCAGUGGCGUGUUAGAAACCAUGCAACCCGCUAAAGUGAAAAGUAUCUCCAGCCCCAAUACCGUUCUCUCUUCAGUACCAGCCUCCCCUGUAGCUUCCCCGCCUGUGUCUCCAGUCACGGGGCAAUCCAGGUCCCCUUUUCAGUCCACUUUCCAGAGCCCUGCAAAGUCGCCUCAGAUCCCUGGGAAUAGGGCUCCAAAGGCUAAGAAGGGCUUUCGUUUGGCGGUGGACCCCCUCCUCAGAAAGCCCAAGCCGGAACCUUUGGAGGUGGAUGUGUCUGGACCGAUAGGAUCCAGCUCUAGCACCAGCAGCACCCCCACUCCGAGCUCAUCAGCUCUUGUAACUCCUCCAAAGUCUCUCAGUGCAGAUGAACAGUCGCCACCAACAGUCCUCUGCGACUACUGCGGUCAACUCUUUGAGACCCGCAAAGCCCUCUCGUGCCACGCCCGCGCCCAUCUGCGUCAGCUUGGUCUCACCUGGUCCAUCAAGACGUCACCGAUUGAUCUCCUCAAAGACGUUAUGAUGCAAGGGGAAGAUGGCGGUAAGGGCUUGUUGUCCGGUGAGGCAUCGGCGUUGAGGAAAGCCUCCUUGAGCCCUCAACGUACGAAAAGGAUAUUGGACACAACCUCAAACUCCUGCUCCUCACCUCUGGAUUACUCCAUGAAAGAGAAGCCUUCGUAUGGCAAGAGUGAGGCUUUAAUCUUAGACGCAUCCUGCGAGGUUUGCGGGUUCAACUUUGAAAACCGCACGGCACUGGCCAGUCACGCACGGGCCCAUCUCCGUCAGCUCGGCGUCGUGGAAUGGAAGGCGGAAGGGGCGACAUCGCCAAUCGAACACCUCAAGGAGUUUAUGCAGAAACACCCGGACAGGGUGGCUGCUCUCGGUCGUCGCUACCGGGACGGGGAACUGUGCAUCAAGAAGAAAGGGUCUUCAUUAUCCACUCUGUCGGACUCUGAAUCUUUGCCAUCCGACCUGAAGAACUCGGUGCAUAAUGUGGCCAAAGAGGACCAGGGCGUUUCCAUUGUCUCACCCAAAAAGCCGCCAGGACAAACAUCCUCUGUAACAGCAUGUGAAAACGCUGGUGUGCGCUCUCCAAGAGAACGUUUGCCUCCAAAACAACUUGUACCUGCACCAGAAGACAAUCAAGACAACAACUCCCAGCAACUAUCCAGAUCCGGCAACAUCCCAGCGCUGCUCCCCAAACCUCCUUUAACUCCUUUGGUCAAACUGGUCGGAAAAGUUUACUCCCUCAAAUGCAGGUUUUGUGAAAAAGUGUUUCACGGGCCACUGUCUGUUCAAGAGCAGUGGAUCACACACCUGCAGAAACACAUCCUCUCUCUGGGCUACAAAGGCAAAGAGUCCCCCCCUGCUGCUCCGGUAUCUCCUCCAGCUCUCAUCCAUCCGGUGGCUGUCUAGUUUAAACAACUCUCCCAAAACGUAUGGAUGAAUGAAUUAAUGCAUGGUUUAUUUUGGAACUGUCUUUACAUUGUCAUCCAAAUGAUUCAGUCUUGUAUUUGUGCUGCUUAAUUAUUAGCAAUUUUAUGAGGGACCAAACCUCAUUUUAGCUUCAAGCAGCGCAAUGAAGCCCUUUUGAGUGUAGAAUCCUUGUCAAGGCACAUUUUUACACAUGUAUUUUAUGUUUAUACUUAAAUAUGGCAGAAUACACAUUAUACUUAAGAUUGAUAGUAGUUACAGUAUAAGCACUGUUAUCUACUCUUUUUACUGUGUAUGAUCUCCUUUUACUUAUCCUUUUUAACACAUGUCAAUUAAAUUCUGUCUCUUGUAUACGUGGUGUGAUUUAAUUGAAAGUAUCAUUGAGUGCAUCCAGUCUACUCUAAUAUUUAGGUAACAUUACCAAAGGAUUAGAUACUGGCCUUGAUUGGAUUUCCUGGGUUCAUUGUUUACAAACAUCCCCUGUCAAAUAUGCAUCCAGGCCAGUGUUUAUUCUCCAUUGAUAAAUGGGCUUAAAAGUGCAACACAGGCCUUUUUCAUGCAUUUCACUUCAUUAUUAACGACAUGCUGCAGUAAGUGAAGUGCAGAGUAGAAUCAAACAAACUAAAUCAAUGAUACUACCCAUUUUACAUUUAAAG
Messenger RNA from Doryrhamphus excisus (bluestripe pipefish), 2997 nucleotides. NCBI's taxonomy places the organism in Eukaryota, Metazoa, Chordata, Actinopteri, Syngnathiformes, Syngnathidae. The record is from RefSeq and is a predicted model, not a curated record.